CCCUGCCAGACCGACCCCUGCCCAUUUCUCCUAAGGAACUCUCAUGGCUUCACGGCUGCAGACAAGUUGCCGUGCAUCUUGGUGGACUAUCGGAGUUUGCAUCCUGGUGGCCGCGCUCCUCCCAGGGCUGCAAGCUCAGACUGUCUUAGUCAAUGACACAGUCUCGGGGUUUAUCGGGACAGACGUGGUCCUGCACUGCAGCUUCACCAACCCGCUCCCCAAUGUGAAGAUCACACAGGUCACCUGGCAAAAGGCCACCAACGGCUCCAAGCAGAAUGUGGCCAUCUACAACCCUGCCAUGGGGGUCUCCAUCCUCUCUCCCUACAAAGAACGGGUGACAUUCCGGAACCCUUCCUUCAAAGAUGGCACCAUUCAGCUCUCCCGGCUGGAGCUGGAGGAUGAGGGAGUUUAUAUCUGUGAAUUUGCCACCUUCCCAACCGGCAACCGGGAGAGUCAGCUGAACCUCACCGUGCUGGCCAAGCCCACAAACUGGAUGGAGGGCACGAAGCGGCCACUCAUUGCUAAGUCUGGCAGGACAGAAAAGAUCUUGGUGGCUACCUGCACCUCUUCUAAUGGGAAACCACCCAGCACUGUCACUUGGGACACCAAGCUCAAAGGAGAAGCAGAGUUCCAGGAGAUCCGGAACAGCAACGGCACCGUCACGGUGAUCAGCCGGUACCGGCUGGUGCCCAGCAGGGAGGCCCACAGGCAGCAGCUCAUGUGUGUGGUCAACUACCAGCUGGACCGGUUCACUGAGAGCAUGACCCUCAACGUGCAGUAUGAGCCAGAAGUCACCAUCGAGGGCUUUGAUGGCAACUGGUUUCUCAACAGGAAGGAUGUGAAGCUGAUAUGCAAAUCUGAUGCCAACCCCCCAGCUCACACCUACGAAUGGAAACUGCCAAACGGGACCCUGCCAGGGAGCGUGGAAAUCCAGAACAACACCAUCUACUUCAAGGGGCCUGUCUCCUACAGCGUGGCUGGCACCUACAUCUGUGAGGCCUCCAAUGCUAUUGGAACCCGGUCAGGCUUGGUGGAAGUCAAUGUCACAGAAUUUCCCUACACCCCGUCUCCAAUCGAUGAUCGCAAAUCCAUGGUGCAGCCGAACAUCCCCACCCCGGUGAUCGGGGGCAUAGUGGGCGGCGUCUCGCUGGUCCUGGUGGUGGCCGUGGUGCUUUUUGUGGUACUCCGGCGCCGGCGUCACACCUUCAAGGGUGACUACAGCACCAAGAAGCACGUCUACGGCAACGGCUACAGCAAGGCCGGCAUCCCGCAGCACCACCACCCGCCCAUGGCCCAAAACCUCCAGUACCCCGACGACUCGGACGACGAGAAGAAGCCGGGCCCGUUGGGCGGCAGCACCUACGAGGAUGAGGAUGAGGAUGGGGGAGGCGAACGCAAGCUGGGAGGCCCCAACAAGUAUGAGGAGGACGCCAAGAGGCCUUACUUCACGGUCGACGAAGGGGAGGCCCAUCCCCAACCCUACGACGAGAGGACACUCGGCUUCCAGUACGACCCCGAGCAGCUCGACAUCGCCGAGAACAUGGUCUCGCAGAACGACGGAUCUUUUAUUUCCAAAAAGGAGUGGUACGUCUAGCUCGGCACCCCCCGCUGCUGCACACACAGACACACAGACAGACACACACGCAGACACACACAGACACCCCCCUCCCCCCUUUUCCCCUGCAUCCCUGCCGAGCAGAGCCCACCCUGCACGCACGGUCCCCCCCUGCCCCGCACACCCUGACCAGCCCUGGGUGCUCAGCACAGACUUUGGACGCUUCCAGCACCAGCCUGAAGAGCUGGCUGGGGAGGGAAGGAGGGAGGAGGGCAGCUUUGCUUACAGAUCUGUUUUGUUGGUUUGGUUUUUUUUUUUUUUUAAUUAUGACCUUUUUCUUUGGAGGGGGGGCGGGGAGGUGUGUGGGAGGCGGGAGGUCGGGUAAUUAUUUUCUCCGGUUUUGGUUUAUGCUUUUUUUGUUUUGUUCUGUUGGUUUCUCUUGAUGACUUUUGUCCCCUUCUGUGGUGUUCGUAUUGGUCGGUGGCUUAGGUGUUACUAUUUGCUUUAACGACUUGUUGCCCAGCCUGUAUAUUACACUCUGUUUGUGUCUUCAUGUCUCAGAGUGCCCCCUUCAGCCCCUACCCACCCCGAGGUUCCUCCUCCUCCUUCAGCACCCCCGAAACACUGGAAUUUUGUUUGUAUGUUGUCUUUGUUGUGUUGGUUGUGUUUUUCUUUUUCACCCUGGGAGGGGGUCAAGUGAGCUGUCCGUAGAAAGACAGAGGCCAGGAAAGCUGGUGGCAAUGGAAACAUUGGUGCCACGAUCAGGUGAACAGAUUUCAUGGGUUUUUUUCCUAUUCCCUUUCUUUCCAGAGGGGUCUGGGUAACAUUCCUCUUGCCCCCUGCACGCCUGGGGAGAUGCACUCCCAGGUUUUAAUGACUCAAUGAAAGGAAAAUGAGAAGAGGAGGGAGAAAAGGCCCUAGAACAAACCCCAGGUGCUCGGGCUGAUAGCAGAGCUGCCAUUUUCCUCCUACCAUUUAUUAUUUCCUGGCUUUUCAAUUUCUGCCUUUGUUUGAGUGUUCUUAUAAAAAGAAAGAAAAGGAGUAUUUAUUGCUGACUUUUUGUUUUUUGGUUUUUUUUUGGUGUGGUUGUUCUUGUUGCUGGUGCCAGGCAGGGAGCAGCUGACUCUGGUGGUGCACAUGUUGCUGUCCCUCCCUGGGGAAGGGGACCCACUGAUUUCCCUUCUCUUCUCCCACAAAACUCCCUGCCUCCAGCUCCGGUGUGCAGAGGGCACAUCUCCCAGGCCCACUCACCUAUUCUCUUUGAGGGCUUCAGCACAGGAUCGGGCCCCUACGUUUUAUGAUACCACUAAGACUUAAUUGUCAUGUGUUUACACUUCUUUUUUCUUCUUCUUCUUCUUCUUCUUUGAUUUUGGAGGGGGGAUCAGAGCACAGGGGUGCUUCUCUCUAACCCUCCUACCAACACCCUCAGCCCCCAGCCUUUAGGUGUCUUGCUCAGGCUGCACUGGUGGCCUCUUUCUCAAUGUCACAUCCCUCUUUCGAAGCAAAGGUUUGGUGGGCAGGGCAGGAGGGAGUGAGCCUGGGGAACUGAUCCCAUCCUCCUUCCCUGGAGCGUGUGAGGGGGGGGCUGGGAUUGCUGCUGUCUCUGCUCUGUGGAUAAAUGGGAUCCCAGGCUCCAGAGCCCUCUCUCUGACACCAAAUUAGAUUCACUGGAUUGGGGCUUAUUUUUCCUUCUGUGGGUUGGGGUGGGUUUGUGUGGUUUUUUUUUUUUCUUUUCUUUUUUUUUUUUAAUUUGAUGUAUAAAUAAAUCUUUUCCUUGUAAAGAAUCCCCCAGUUUUCUGAGCUGUAUUAUCGUGCACAUCUAAAAAUAGCAGGACUCAUUCUCCUCCUGCCUUGCCCGCUGGGUUUUGUUCCAUCACAUCCAGUGGUUAUCCUGCCACAAAAGGGAGGAGGGUGGCAAGUCAGACCCACACAGAUGAGUCAAGGUCAGAUCUCUGAUCCAGGCAGCCUUUGAUGCUUUUUGGUGGGUGGGUUUUGGGUCCAGGCAACGUGAAGCUCAGCCUGAGCCAUCCACAGUUUGUAGCUUCCCCUCAGUGGUGUAGGGGAGUGGGAAACCCGAUUGUUCCCCUGUAAUCUUCCUGCUGUUCCUGCCAGCCCUCCCUGCUUCCUGGCUUCUGGCAGAACAGCCAAAUGCCACGGGAAAGCUGCUUUAUGUCCACUUGAAGCAAGGCAGACAGAGAUUCCCUCAGGACCCUCGGGCUGAACCUUAAAAAAUCCAGCUAAACCUUCCCAUGUCCCUCCGCUGCCACCAGGAGCAGCCAGCAGCCAAGCACCCCCAAUAAAAGGAAUGAAACCUCUGACAUCUCUCCGUAUCUCUGAUUGCUUGUAGGGGCUGAUUAUUGUUGUAAACCUGCAGAGGGGAUUCUCCAGUGCCUUGGGAUAACAGGAUUCACAGGGCUUUAAGUCCCCCAAGCGUGGCUUUCCCUGGGAUCUGGAUCAGGACAGGGCAGCCUUGCUGAGCACUGAACCUGAGCCACAGAUACUUGGUGGAACGUGGGGCAUUUUGGAGCCUGCACAGUCUGUGGGGCAGGGAUAAUUCUCAGCAAAGUCUGUCUCUCAACCAAAUCAUCUUUUAGAUCUGAAUUUCACAACUGGGCUCUAAAAAAGAGUUGUCACAACAUCUCCAGCCCCAAACUCUGGGUGGUCCAUGACCAAGAACAGAGUGGAAGUCAGUGGCACGUUCCCUCCCCUGCAACUUUGCCCCAGCAGAGAUACAUGCUGCUCACUGGUGUGGUUCAGAAGAGGAACCAAAUGAUUAUUUUUCAUCCAGAACCCUGGUAAGGCUGGAGGAGAAGAUCCUUAGACGGCAGUGAGUAGGUAGCCUGCAAGUUCAAGGUUCAGCAAUUCAUUCCUCGAGCCCUUCAGCAUCAUGUUGUUGGUGCAAUUAUUCCCACAGCUGUAGGGAAAUGCCACCUCUGUGCAGUGAUCUGCUUCUUGCUGUCCCUUGCAAGGUCAGCUAAUUGGCCAAGAGGCUCUUAGGGUGGUCAUUAGCCAAAGGAUUAGCCAGUAAUGCCAAGCAAGGUAGCAGAAAAAAAGAAGUGUGUAGGGGAAAAAAAUGAGAUUGAUGUUUCAUCAAGAGCCAUUUGGAUCCAGUAGUAGCAUCACUCCCUGCUCUGGGUUCAGUUGCUCUGAGGGGGCCCUUGAAGGUGGUAAGAUCAGGUUUUCCACCAGCAUCAGGAAGCAGGUGGUACCUUUCUCUCCUCGUAUAUGCAAGGGGAGAUGCCCAACUGAAGUCCAUGUGCAUCCUGCUUCCUGGGAAGUGCUGCAGGGGAGGGAAGGUGCUGGAGACCUAUGCAGUGCUCACUCUGGAGGGACAGUCUGCCUGGUGGCCCCAGGGGUUCCCUGCUACCCGGGCUACCAGAGGAGACAGGGGGGCAAUCUGUUCCUUCCUCUGGGGACAGUGUCACUUGUCCCUUUGUGCCUCAGUGGGGCAGGUUCUGGCAGGCUGGAGUCAAGCUGCCAGUUUUAAGUGGGAACUCAGGUGUGACAGUGCACACAGGAGCCCACAGGCUGGACCACCUCCCCGAGGGACCCUCGGGCUGCCUCAAGUGACAAAUCCCCUGCUUCUCCACCCCCUUCCAUCAGAGCUGCUAAGGAGGUGUAGAACAUCCCCGUGGGACCCUGCAAAGAGCAAGCAGAAGCCUCCAGCUGGGAGGUGGCAGCUGUUUGUUGGCCCUGCUUCACAGCCAGCAGCACAGGGUGGGCUGGGGACCCCCAGCACUUCCCCUGGGGUAGGUGGAACAUGUCCCCAUCCUCUCUCAGUUCCCACCACAGUGUUAGCUGCCUCUCCACCAAGGUGCUAGGGAGCUGCUGCUCUCCAGGAAAGCUGGGACCUGAGCUGGUGUGUCCCAAUAAUUACAGACAGCUUGGAAGUGCCUGGACUGGGUGUGGGCAAAGUGCCUGGGAGGGCACAGCCAGUUGCUGUACCUCCAUUUGAAGGGAUCGUUGCCCAGAUCCCUUCUCUGGGUUCUUGCCAAGGAAAAGACAUCUCAAGGUGGUGCUUUGCCCUUCCCAAGCCUUCAUCCUGGAUAGCAAUUUGAGGCCAAGCUUGUGGUGCCUCAGGAUGAAGAUGGGUGGAAAGCUGAGCAGGCAGGUGAGAGGGUCGUGGCUCUGAGCCCCGUGGUGCAUCACUCAGGGUCUCACCAUCAUCACAGCAAAGAAAAUGCAGGCAAAUUUGGGCUGAGCCCCCAGUCCUUCCCUGUGUGUGUUCAGGGAGCUCUACUGAAGCAGACACAUCUGUGUCACAACCCAAAAGGAGCCUGUAGUUUAUGCACAAAGACACCCCAGCUGUUCUCCUGCUGGGGCUUAUCUCUAGGAUUAUUCAUUGCAGUUCACCCAAGUGAUGUUAUUUUCCCUUAUUUAAUUACCAGAUUUUUAUAUUUUUUUUUCCCUAUCCCUGUUGUUAAAUCAUUUUCAUUUGGCCUGGGGAAAAAGAAUAAGUAAACCCUGAAGAAUUCUUAGUUAAAAAAAAAUAAUAAAUAAAACAAAUCAAACGAACUGAAGUGGUAGCACCAAAUUGGUUGCAAAGACAUAAGGGACAUAGGGAGCCAUUUUCCUGGUGUUGAGUCAAAAAAGAAACACAACAACUGUUCAGCAGAAACCACUGAGGGUGAGAGAGAGAGAAAGGUUCUAAAGAUUGGUCUUCAAGCAAUUAGGGAAGGGAAUGCAAUUAGAAGGGGUUGCUCAGAGCCCCAUCCAACCUGCCCUUCAACACUGCCAGGGAUGGGGCAGCCACAGCUUCCCUGGGCAACCUGGGCCAGGGUCUCCCCACCCUCACACUCCAGAAUUCCCUCCUCAUGUCUCACCUCAAUCUCUCUCUUCCAGUUUUCAUCCAUCCCCCCUUGUCCUCUCCCUCCCUGCCCUUGUCCCAAGCCCCUCCCCAGCUUUCCUGGAGCCCCUUCCCUUUGGUGUUGUGGAAAUGGGACCCAUUUUGUUCUGAGAGGAGAAGCAGGUUGGAGCCUUUUGCCAGCAGGUUCAAAGUCACUGUAAGCUUCCCACAUUCACAACCACUUAAGUUUUGGCUCUUUUUUUUUUAAUCUGCAGGGCUUCUGACAGCACUUUCCCCUCCCCAAGCCUGCAGCUCCCCCCCUUGCUUUCCCUCCCCUUCAGAUUUGGUGCAAUUUGCUGACAACUCCUUGAGAGAGGCAGGGGAAGCCUUGGGGCAGGGGAGGGUGCAAAGACCUGGGGUCCCACCUCAGGGAGAGUUUGUACUUUGGACCAGGUGACUUCCCAAAUGUCCUGUACUUGAGGGUAAAAAUAACAAGCAAGUAGACUCAGAUCCUCUCCUAGCACACACUGGCUCUGGUGGAGGGACUCUCAUUGAGGAUCUGUUUUUUCUUCUCUUUUGCCUUUCUUUUUUUCUUUCUUUUUUUUUAAAAAAGUGAUUCCUUAACUCCAGUGAUUUAGUCUCAUUUUUUUCUUCUUCCUCUUGCUGUACUUAUCAUUGUGGAAUAAAGACUGCAGACAGACAAACAACCCCAACCCCACUGUUUUGUUUCUUGUUUUGUUGUUUGUUUUUUUAAAAAACCUGUUGUCAGUGCUUUUGUACAAAAAGAAAAAAUAAAAAUAAUAAUAAUAAUGUAA
Molecule: messenger RNA, 7156 nt
Organism: Apus apus (common swift)
Lineage: Eukaryota; Metazoa; Chordata; Aves; Apodiformes; Apodidae
Gene: NECTIN1
Product: nectin cell adhesion molecule 1
Exons: 6
Coding region: 44-1594 (516 amino acids)
Biological process (GO): homophilic cell-cell adhesion; heterophilic cell-cell adhesion; protein localization to cell junction
Cellular component (GO): adherens junction
Source: RefSeq, a predicted model, not a curated record